Molecule: messenger RNA, 2399 nt
Organism: Ceraceosorus guamensis
Lineage: Eukaryota; Fungi; Basidiomycota; Exobasidiomycetes; Ceraceosorales; Ceraceosoraceae
Exons: 3
Coding region: 181-2232 (683 amino acids)
Biological process (GO): maturation of SSU-rRNA
Cellular component (GO): 90S preribosome; nucleus
Source: RefSeq, a predicted model, not a curated record
UUUGAUUGUGUCGCCAUUUUGCGCGAGUUCUCGCUCGAGGGGUGCAGCAGCUGCUACAAAGGAGCACUCUCCGCUCCCUCUCCUCGGCCCCGCAGCAUCACGCUCUCCCUAUCUGGCCCAGCAUUGGUUGCAGUGCUGCACACGAAUGCGACUCACAUCUCUGCCUUCGGCUCGUCUAGGAUGUCUCAUGCUUUGUACGCUGGCAUCUCCGCCGGCACCCGCAAGACGAGCAAGACGAGCGAGCCCGCACUCAAGAAGCGUAAGCUAAGCCGAGACUUGGAGCGCACUGAUGACAAAUCCAUCGCCCCAGUGGACGAUUCUGAGAGCGAGAAACUGACUAAGAGGGGCCAUGGGAAGAGAUUUGUCGAAAAGGAGAAGAGACGAGUGUCCUUUGCUCAUUCUGCAGCCGCACAGGAGCAAGGAGAUGCACAAGAAGCGGUGCGCUCAGUCGCGACAGAGCCAGAAGAGGUGGCGGCACUAGGCCCUGAGACUAUGGAAGCUACGGUCGAGCCAAAAGCCCAGAAUGGGCGCAGAGUGGAGUCCGGCAGGGUAUCUGUCGAUGAGGCGAAGCUCAAGAAGAAGCUGCACCACACCAUCACUCUUUCCACCACCGCGACCAAACGAGCUCGAACUUUCGAGGUGCAAAAGCAGAUCAAGCGCUUGAAGCAAUCAGGUUCGACGGAUGGCGGAGAGGAAGGGGAGAGAGAAUUGAAAGCUCUGAAGAAUGUCGAUCCUGCUGCUGUCGCUGCUUCCGUGCUACUUUCCAAGCUCAGCAAAGCGAGACUGCUACCGCGGCCGAAAGAGCUCGCGCAGCUUGCCGCUGAUAAAGAAGUUUCAGAGCAGGAUCAGGAAUCGUGGCCACUUUUGAGGGCGGUCCUCUCUCAUGCCGCUCUCAGGUCAUCCUUAUUCGACGGACCAAAGUCCGCAAAGGGCGACGAUGUGAGCUCUAAGGACGGAGCAAUGACUCUCAAAGCCGUGUCCAAGGUCAGCAGCAACAAGACUCUGGCUGAUGAGGUCAAGAACGCUGUGGAAGCUCUGCAAGCAUUGCUCGGCAUCACUGGGCAAACUCGCAAGUGUUCAGAUUCAAAGGAAAAGCCAAGCUCUGACGCGAGUAAGGCGAAGGACGGAAGCGCCAAAAGCGCUGCAGGGAAGAAACUCAAAGAGCCUGACCCUACGUCCGCCCAUCAAACUGCGCCUGACUCGUUCUUGGAGCGGGAAUGGUCAGGAGCUUCAGAGGAUGAAGGCGAUGAGGCGGACGAGGCACACGGGGAUGCGGAUGCACAUCCAAGCUCAGACAAGGACGACGAAGGCGACUUGGACGAGGAAGAAGCUCAGAGGAUGCUGGAAUCUCUCGGAGACCUCAGCCAAUUCGAUGGACUUGUUGGACACGACUCAGAUGAUAGCUCAAAUGCUGAUGAGAGCGGAGCAGAAGCAGGCUCUAGCCAAGCUGACGAGUCACAACGGAGGCCGGAUAACCACUUGCGAGGUCGAGUGAGCCGAAUCCAACCUUCACAGUCUGACACCGAUUCGGACGAGGACGAAGACGAGGAUCAUCUACCUUCUCUGCGUACAGGCUUCAUCGGUGGUAAAGGUUUGGAGCUGCAGAAGAACAAGAAACGAGGAGCAGAAGAUGACUUUUCCGGAGAAGAGGAUGAGGCUGAUGAGGAUUGGGACGAGAUGGACGAGAUCGAUGAACAUGCGGAGGACAGGGACAAGGGUGGAAAGGUUGUCAAAUCUGCUCGAAAAAAUAGAAGAGGUCAGAGGGAAAGGAGAAAAAUUUGGGAAAAGAAAUUCGGCCGCAACGCUAAUCACAUCAAGGUCAAGCAAAAAGAGUCGAAAGCGAUCUCUCAUGAUUGGACGCCAGCAAGAGCUCCCAAAGGAGAGGCACCUUCGAGAUUUGGCGCGCCGUUCAGACGAGAUACAUCAGGUGGUCCAGCAUCCAAGGGCAGACAAAGGCCUGCCCCGUUUCAAGCACCGCCCAAAGUGGAUGGAGGAUGGGGCGUGGGGGUUGGAAGCCAGAGGCUUGAAUCAAGUGGUACUCCUCGUCCCCACGCCUCGACAGGCUGGCCGGCAAAUCGCACAUCUCAUCCAGCUGCGCGUAAGCCGCAGGCAAACGAAAAAGUCAGCAAAGACCAGGUGCAUCCUAGCUGGGCUGCCAAACAGCAAGCCAAAGACGCCGCAGCCAAAGCCCUUGCUGGAGCUGGCGCUGGUAAAAAGAUCGUCUUCGACUAAGGAUGUUGGCGCAUCAAUCUGCUAUGCAUGCAACCUGUACAAGUCUGGAGUGUCACGCUGUUCUGUCAUAUGAAGCCAUUCCUGGCAUGCUAUUGCCCCGGCAGGUCUCGCCGCAGUAACAAAUUUGGGCCUUUGCAAUUACUCGAGCGGGAGAGGGUAUCAAUAUU